Cherax quadricarinatus is the source of this 3417-nucleotide messenger RNA. Its product is annotated as angiotensin-converting enzyme 2. The record is from RefSeq and is a predicted model, not a curated record. Lineage: Eukaryota; Metazoa; Arthropoda; Malacostraca; Decapoda; Parastacidae. Gene Ontology annotation, molecular function: metallopeptidase activity; peptidyl-dipeptidase activity. Gene Ontology annotation, biological process: proteolysis. Gene Ontology annotation, cellular component: plasma membrane.
ACCAGGAGAGCGGGAAGGUGUGGUGUGUUGCAGCUGCCUCUCCUCUUAUUGAGUGAAGCUUACUCUGGUAUUUCAUCAAAUUACUGAGGUGAUAAGUGCCUGUUAAACCCUGAAGAACAGCACAAUGAAGGCUGCGUACCUGGUGUUCUUGUUAGUGUGGUGUUCUCUCGCUCUGGCAUUCGACGAGGCGGCCGAGCGUGAGGCUACGAGGCUGCUAACGGAGUACCAGGAGGAGGCUGAGAAGCAGUACAACAAAGUCUCCCUCGUGUCAUGGGCCUACCAUACUAAUAUUACUGAGCACAACAAGAAGAUUAUGGAGGAGGCUUCGCUGGCCAUAACAGAGUUUCAGAAAGAGUGGUACAACAAGGUCAAGAACUAUCUCGACAGUGACCUUAGCCCAGAAACAUCCAGAGUCAUGAAAAUGGCUUUUCCAGUGCAGUUGGAUCAGGCAGAUGCCAAGAAUCUAACGAGUAUAUUAGCUACCAUGUCUACCAUCUACUCCACUGCCACCGUCUGCCUUACACCCCGGAAAUGUGUCAACCUGGACCCUGAUCUUGCUUCUAUAAUGGCAAGUUCCAGAGACCACGAGAAACUUAACCUUAUCUGGGAGAAGUGGAGAACUAAUGUGUCAAGAAAGAUUCGGCCUCACUACCUGCAAUAUAUGGAGCUCGUCAACAAGAAGGCAAGACUCAAUGGCUACAAUGACUACGGUGACGAACUACGUAUGAAGUAUGAGACGAAGACAUUCGAGGAGGAUGUCUCGAAGCUGUACAAGGAGCUGGAUCCUCUCUACCGCCUCAUACACUCCUACAUCAGGAAGAAACUACGGCUUGUCUAUCCCCAGAUCGAAUCCAGAGGCCUGCUGCCUGCCAGUGUGUUGGGAGAUAUGUGGGGGAGGUUCUGGACUAACAUAUACCCGCUAGUAACGCCGUACCCCGAGAAGCCAGACUUGGACGUGACGGAGGCCAUGAAGGCUCAGAACUACACCGUUACCAGAAUGUUUGGUAUGGGAGAGGAGUUCUUCACAUCCAUGGGCCUCAAGGCACUGGGGGAGUCCUUCUGGACGCUCUCGAUGCUGGAGCGUCCCAAGGACGGUCGCAGCGUCACCUGUCAUCCCACCGCCUGGGAUUUUAUGGACGGCAGAGACUACAGGAUCAAAAUGUGUGCCGAAAUAAACUUUGACGACCUGGCCACUAUCCACCACGAACUGGGCCACAUCCAGUACGGCAUGCAGUAUGCUCACCAGCCCUUCACCUACAGGGACGGGGCCAACGAUGGCUUCCACGAAGCUAUAGGAGAACUCAUGAGUCUGUCGAUGUCCACUCCCUCACACCUGGUUAAAGUCGGUCUACUGGAGGACGCCACGGAGGACAGAGAGCUGACCAUUAACUACCUGUUGAGAAUGGCGCUGCAGUCGGUAACAGCGUUGCCCUUCCAUCUGGUUAACGACCUGUGGCGCUGGAGAGCCUUCAGGGGAGAGUACCUCGUCCAAGACUACAACACACACUACUGGAAGUUGAAGGAACAAUACCUGGGUGUCAAGGCGCCGGUCAACCGGAGCUCUGAGGAUCUCGACCCUCCAGCCAUCUUCCACAUCGCUAACAACUACGACAUGAUCCGCUACUUCACCAGAACGAUCCUACAGUUCCAGUUUCUUGAGAAGCUGUGUGAAGCGGCGGGUCACGAGGGAUUCCUACACACCUGUGACUUCUACGGUUCCAAGAAAGCUGGGGAUCUUCUAGGUAAGAUGCUGUCUCUGGGAUCAUCUGUGCCGUGGCAGGAUGCUCUGGAGAUGAUGACAGGAGAGAGACACAUGAACCCCCGGGCUCUUCUACGCUACUUCCAGCCCCUGCAUCAGUGGUUGACGGUUGAUAACCUUCUACACAAGGACGGGGUGGGCUGGGCCCAGUCCUGGACCCUCAUCAACAAUACAGCUAACGUACAGUCUGACCCAUCAGUGAAGCAUGAGUCAAGUCACGGUUCAGGUCAUGGUUCAGGCCAAGCACUUGGCCAGGGGUCCAAUGAUGGCUCUUAUGUUUGUGUUAUGGUAGCCUUAUGUCUCUCCACUGCUAGAUGGUGGUAAGAGUAGUACUGUUGCCAGAUGGUGGCAGGAGUGGCAAAAGUGCCGGAGGAUGCUUGGGAUAACAGUGUCAUAGGGUGCUAGGGAUGACAGCAGUGCCAGAGGGUGCUAGGGAUGACAAUGCCAGAUGGUGCUAGGGACAACAACAGUCCCAAAGGGUGCUAGGGAUGACAGCAGUGCCAAAGAGUGCUAGGGAUGACAGUGCCAGAGGGUGCAAGAGAUGACAACAGUGCCAGAGGGUGCUAGGGAUGACAACAGUGCCAGAGGGUGCUGGGGAUGACAGCAAUGCCAGAGGGUGCUGGGGACGACAGUGCAAGAGGGUGCUAGGGAUUACAACAGUGCCAGAGGGUGUUAGGGAUGACAGCAGUGUCAGAGGGUGCUGGGGAUGGCAGCAGUGCCAGAGGGUGCUAGGGACGACAGUGCAAGAGGGUGCUAGGGAUGACAACAGUGCCAGAGGGUGCUAGGGACGACAGUGCAAGAGGGUGCUAGGGAUGACAACAGUGCCAGAGGGUGCUAGGGAUGACAACAGUGCCAGAGGAUGCUAGGGAUGACAACAGUGCCAGAGGGUGCUAGGGAUGACAACAGUGCCAGAGGGUGCUAGGGAUGACAACAGUGCCAGAGGGUGCUAGGGACGAGAGCCAGAGGGUGCUAGGGAUGACAAAAGUGCCAGAGGGUGCUAGGGAUGACAAAAGUGCUAGAGGGUGCUACGGAUGACAACAGUGCCAGAGGGUGGUAGGGAUGACAAAAGUGCCAGAGGGUACUAGGGAUGACAAAAGUGCCAGAGGGUGCUAGGGACGACAGUGCCAGAGGGUGCUACGGAUGACAAUAGUGCCAGAGGGUGCUAGGGAUGACAAAAGUGCCAGAGGGUGCUAGGGAUAACAACAGUGCCAGAUUUUCUUGUUGGACUAUAUAUAUAUUCUUUCUAUUUUUAUGUUUCAUAUUUCCUUUGACAAACAUCACUGGAAGUGUUGAUACGAGGACCUGCAGUUUCCCUUCCCCUUCCUUGUUUUUUUUUCAACAAGUCGGCCGUCUCCCACCGAGGCAGGGUGACCCAAAAAAGAAAGAAAAUCCCCAAAAAGAAAAUACUUUCAUCAUCAUUCAACACUUUCACCACACUCACACAUUAUCACUGCUUUUGCAGAGGUGCUCAGAAUACAACAGUUUAGAAACAUAUACGUAUAAAGAUACACAACAUAUCCCUCCAAACUGCUAAUAUCCCUUGUAUCAAGCCUAAUUUACCCCCACCCACUUCCCCAAGUACGGGUUUAGCACUCCCCUUCCCCCAACAAUGUCAAGAUAAUUGUCAUUUGGCCCCAACUAGUUCAUAUCUACUCUGU